Chlorella variabilis is the source of this 2553-nucleotide messenger RNA. RefSeq lists its product as hypothetical. Gene Ontology annotation, biological process: regulation of DNA-templated transcription. The transcript has 11 exons. Lineage: Eukaryota; Viridiplantae; Chlorophyta; Trebouxiophyceae; Chlorellales; Chlorellaceae. Gene Ontology annotation, molecular function: histone binding; chromatin DNA binding. The record is from RefSeq and is a predicted model, not a curated record. Bases 1 to 2553 code for a protein of 850 amino acids. Gene Ontology annotation, cellular component: nucleus.
AUGGAGGGUGAGGAGGAGGCUGAGCUGCAGGCGCUCGCCCUCGAGGACUUCAAAGCAGCCCUGGCCCAGCAGGGGCCCCAGGAGGCUGCUGCCACGCUUCAGAGCUACCUGGCCGAGCUGCAUGGGGCGCCUGAGGAGGUCCAGCUGCAGCUGGCCGCAGCCUUCCGCCAGCACGCCGCCCUCCACCUGGCGGCAGGCGGCGGCGGCGGUGCUUGGGCAGAGCUGCAAGCGCUGUUGCUGCGAGUCGUAGGCAGCAGCAGCGCGGCGGUACAGCAUGUGCAGGGCGUGGGGCAGGAUGCCGUGGCGGCCCUGCUGUAUGGGCAGGAGGGCGAGGCAGCCACGGCCGCCGUGCAGCGCUUGCAGGCGUGCCGCGACAGCCUGGCGGGGCUGCUGGGCGUCAACCUGCGCUCCCUGCCCCCCCCAGCCACCCACCAGCAGCGGCGCAGCAUGCUGGCCUGCCUGCUGCACCUGCGCCUCUUCCAGCCUCCCGGCCUGCUCCCAGCAGCUCUUCAGGCGCUCUCUGACCUGGCAGCCCCGCCCUGGUUUGGGCGCGACCUGCCCGACGCGCGGCGCCAGCAGGCGGCGGCGUUCGAAGCGUUUGCCGCCGUGGUGCAGCACGCCGGGGCCCGCCGCCGCCUCACCGACGCGCAGUGCCAGGCUGCCCUCCGCUUCCUCCACCUCUUCCGCCCGCCCCUGCCCGCCGUGGCCGACACCUGGUGGGCGCACUUUGCCGCCCUGCUGCGCGGCCUGGUGUGGCAGGCGGUGGGUGGCGGCGCAGCGGCCCUGACGCGCGCCGCCCCGCAGACGCUGGCGCGCAGCCUGUGCUGCCUGGAGACAGCCCACAUGGUGGUGCCGCUGGUGCUGGCCCAUCCCGCCUUCCAGCCAGGUCCCGAGGAUGCCACGGCGGGCCCCUCCCGCCGCAAGAAGGGUGGCGGCAGCGGCGCCAGCGCGGGCGCCAAGCGCGGCCUUGCCACGGCCGCCGCCCUGCUGGCUCACAACGCGCCGGCCUUCCUGGCAGGCUGCUGCGAGCUGCUGCGGCCCGAGGUCAACUGCACGCUGCAAACCCGAGUCGAGGCGCUGGCAGCCAUGGACCGCGCGGCCGCCUCCUACCUGGACGCCUGUGAGGGCCAGGAGGAGGGCGAGGGCGCUGCGCUGCGCCUGUGGCCGGCAGCCGCCCUGGACCAGCUGCUGUUUGUGCUGCGGGCCGACCCCAGCAUCCGCGUGCGGCGCGAGGCCAUGCGGCUGCUGAGCUCGUCCGCGGCGGCGGGGGGCUCGCCGCAGGAGGCGGCCCUGCUGCGCGCGGUGCUGCUUCGCUGCCGUGACAAGGACGAUGCGGUGCGGCGGGAGGCUUUUUCCAUGCUGGCGCAGUUCCCGCAGGCCAGCCUGGAGCGCCAGCUGGCGCUGCCCGACUGGCAGACGCUGCUGGACAUUGGCUUGGCGGGGCCGCUGCCAAGUGCCGGCGGCGGCGCCAAGGCGGCCUCUAAGCACGCUGCCGCCAUCCGCGGGAUCGCAGUGCAGCUUCUGCAGAGGUACCUGGGGCUGGGCAAGGAGGGUGGCGGCGGCGGCGGCGCGGCAGAGGGGGAUGCAGACAGCGAGGGCGGUGGACACCAGUGGGUCAGCCAGGAGGAGGGCACAGCGGAGGAGCAGCCUGCCGAGGUAGCGGCGGGGCAGGUGGAUGCGGCAGGCAACGGCCGCAGUGAUGCCUGGCUGCACAGGCUGCAGGAACUGCAGCUGCCUGCCACGAGGGGCAGCACCUGUGCGGUGGCACUGCACCUGCAAGCUGCCUGGGACGCGGCGCUUGCAGAGGCGCCGCCGAAGAGGGAGGCCAGUUAUGAGCAUUACUCCGCCAUCCAGCUCAAACAGGCCAACCCGGAGGUGGUGCCCCACCCCGACCCGCUGGUGGAGUCGGCAUCGCUUGCGGCGGUGCCGCUGCCGCCGCCCGCCUUCCAGCACCUGAUAAAAGACGUGGUGCAGAGCGGAAAGAUCAGCGGCGCGCAGCUGGAGACCGUGGUGUAUGCCAGCGCAAGGUUCCACGGGGCGCGCCUGGCCAGCGGCGCACGGGCGGGGUUCUUCCUGGACCUGCGCAAAGAUGCGGAGCGCGACCUGCGGGAUGUGGGCUCCAGGAUGGCUCUGUUCCCACAGGCGCGUGCACACGCAUGCUGGGGGCUCAGCGACGACGACCAGAACAAGAAGGCGCCGCGCCUGCUGGGCGCAGGCAGCGAAGAGCAGCAGGACAACCGCAUGCGCAUCUCUGUGGCGCCCAAGUCCAGGCUGAAGCAGAUCAUCACAUGGCUCAAGGCAGACCCCACCGGGGCCCCGCUCAUCGUCCUGGACGAAUGCCACAAAGCCAAAAAUGUGCUUGGCGGCAGCGGCGGCAAGCCCAGCAAGACGGCGCGGGCGGUGGUGGAGCUGCAGGAGCAGGUGCCCGAUGCCAAGGUUCUGUACAGCUCCGCCACCGGCGCGUCCGACGCCCGCAACCUCGCCUUCAUGACCCGGCUGGGCCUGUGGGGCGCCAAGGAUGCACUACAGAUGAUUGAGCUGCUGAACAAGUGA